This is a messenger RNA of Ilex paraguariensis (yerba mate), 3477 nucleotides long. NCBI's taxonomy places the organism in Eukaryota, Viridiplantae, Streptophyta, Magnoliopsida, Aquifoliales, Aquifoliaceae. The record is from the annotation of a GenBank genome assembly.
AUGUCGAUGCCCAGCUCGGGGCAAUCCUCCAAUCCCAACCAUAACCACAGCCAAAACGACCUCCCUUCAUCAUUUUUCACCACCCUUCCACCACCUCUAUUCUUCUCCUUCACUCUCCUCUCAACCCUUUUCACCCUCUCAACAACCACCACCACCGCCACUGCCACUGCCACCCCUAACCAAGAAGCCAUUGCACUCUUCUCAUGGCUACACACCUCUCCAUCACCACCACCUUCUCUCUCAUCAAACUGGAAUUCACUAGACCCCAACCCAUGCAACUGGUCUUACAUAACUUGCUCUCCACAAGGCUUUGUUUCAGAAAUCAAUAUUCAAUCACUCUCUCUUCAGCUUCCAAUCCCCUCCAACCUUUCUUCAUUCACACACCUUCAAAAACUCACAAUUUCCGAUGCAAACCUCACCGGAACUAUCCCAGCCGACAUCGGAGACUGCCAUUCCCUCAACAUUAUCGACCUUAGCUCGAACACCCUUGUGGGUCCCAUCCCAGCAGCCAUUGGAGACCUUCAAAACCUCGAAGACUUGAUUCUGAACUCAAACCAACUCACCGGAAAAAUCCCAGCUGAGCUAAGCCACUGCCAAAACCUCAGAAACAUUCUUCUUUUCGAUAACCGUUUAGGUGGGUCUAUUCCUCCAGAAUUAGGCCAGUUAUUGAGCCUAGAAGUCCUCAGAGCCGGCGGGAACAAGGACAUGGCCGGAAAAAUCCCCGACGAGCUCGGAAACUGCGGCAACCUCACCGUCUUAGGCCUUGCCGACACCAGAAUUUCAGGGUCUUUACCGGUGUCGCUGGGUAGGCUUAGCAAGCUUCAGACAUUGUCAAUCUACACUGCAAUGCUCUCCGGUGAAAUACCACCGGAGAUAGGUAACUGUUCUGAGCUUGUGAACUUGUAUUUAUAUGAAAAUGGUAUUUCGGGUUCAAUUCCAUUAGAGCUUGGGAAGCUUCAAAAGCUCGAAAAAUUGCUGUUAUGGCAGAACAAUUUCGGUGGGGUUAUUCCAGAAGAGAUUGGAAAUUGUAGUAGUUUGAAAAUGCUUGAUUUCUCUUUGAAUAGUUUAUCUGGGUCUAUACCUUGGUCCUUUGGAAGACUUAUUGAGCUUGAAGAGCUUAUGAUUAGUGAUAACAAUGUCUCUGGUUCAAUUCCUUCUGUUCUUUCAAAUGCUAGAAAUCUUUUACAAUUGCAACUUGAUACAAAUCAGAUUUCUGGGUUGAUUCCUCCUGAGAUUGGAGGGUUAUCAAAACUUCUUGUGUUCUUUGCUUGGGAAAACCAGCUUGAAGGAAGCAUACCUUCAAGUUUGGCUAGUUGUAGUAGCCUCCAGUCACUGGACUUGUCUCACAAUUCACUCACUGGUAGCAUACCACCAGGCUUGUUUCAACUAAAAAAUUUGACUAAGCUUCUCUUGAUUUCUAAUGGUAUUUCGGGUUCGAUACCGCCGGAAAUUGGUAACUGUAGGUCUCUGGUGAGGCUAAGGUUAGGGAACAAUCGAAUUGGUGGUGAAAUUCCUAAGGAAAUUGGGGGUUUGAAAAGCUUAAACUUCCUUGAUUUGUCUGGAAAUCGCCUUUCCGGGCCUGUGCCAGAUGAGAUUGGAAGUUGCACAGAAUUGCAGAUGGUAGACCUUAGCAACAAUACACUGGACGGUCCCCUGCCUAAUUCAUUGUUUUCUCUUUCUGGGCUGCAAGUUUUAGAUUUUUCGAGUAAUCAAUUCGUGGGUCCUAUUCCAGCAGGGUUUGGGCGACUAAUUUUGUUGAACAAUCUUAUUCUGAGUAGGAAUUCAUUCUCAGGAUCGAUUCCUCCAUCGCUGGGCGUCUGUUCCAGUCUCCAGUUGCUUGAUCUUAGCAGCAAUCAGCUCUUGGGAAACAUCCCAAUGGAAUUGGGUAAAAUUGAGGCCCUCGAGAUUGCUCUCAACCUCAGUUGCAAUGGACUUACUGGACCUAUCCCGACUCAAUUGUCUGCACUCAGCAAGCUUUCCAUACUAGACCUAUCGCACAAUAAGCUUGAGGGAGACUUGAGUCCACUAGCCGGGCUUGGCAAUCUUGUCUCUCUCAACAUCUCUUACAACAACUUCAGUGGUUAUCUUCCUGACAGCAAGCUCUUUCGACAGUUAUCAGCAUCAGACUUAGAUGGAAACCAAGGCCUAUGUUCAUUUGGCCGUGACUCGUGUUUCUUGAGCAAUGCCCCUGGAAAAGGAGGGAAAAGUGAAAAUGAUGCAAGGAGGCUUAAAUUAGCAAUUGCAUUGCUAACCACUAUGACAAUUGCAAUGGUGAUCAUGGGAACAAUUGCAGUGAUUCGGGCACGGAGGAGCAUUAGAGGUGAUGAUGAUUCAGAAAUGGGAGAGUCAUGGCCUUGGCAAUUCACUCCAUUUCAGAAGCUAAAUUUUUCAGUUGACCACGUGUUGAGAUGUCUAGUGGAUUGCAAUGUGAUUGGAAAAGGGUGUUCAGGAGUUGUUUAUCGUGCUGAUAUGAACAAUGGUGAGGUUAUUGCAGUGAAGAAGCUUUGGCCAACAACAAUUACAGAAGCCAGUGGUUGUAAAGAUGACAAAUGUGGAGUUCGAGAUUCCUUCGCUGCAGAGGUGAAAACACUCGGCUCUAUACGACAUAAGAACAUCGUUAGGUUCUUAGGUUGUUGUUGGAAUCGAAACACAAGAUUGCUCAUGUAUGAUUAUAUGCCUAAUGGAAGCUUAGGUAGUCUCUUACAUGAGAGGCAGGGAGACCCCUUGGAGUGGGAAUUGAGAUACCAAAUUUUGUUAGGGGCUGCACAAGGACUUGCAUAUUUACACCAUGAUUGUGUCCCUCCUAUUGUUCAUAGGGACAUCAAGGCCAAUAACAUCCUCAUUGGUCUUGAAUUCGAGCCUUACAUUGCAGACUUUGGGCUUGCCAAGCUCGUCGAUGAUGGUGAUUUUGCUCGCUCGUCCAAUACAGUAGCAGGUUCCUAUGGAUAUUUUGCUCCUGAAUACGGGUACAUGAUGAAGAUCACAGAGAAAAGCGACGUUUAUAGCUAUGGUAUAGUUAUGUUGGAGGUGUUGACAGGGAAGCAGCCAAUCGAUCCAACGAUACCAGAUGGACUCCAUGUAGUGGAUUGGGUGAAAAAGAAAACGGGAAGUACUGAUGUCCUAGACCCGAGCUUACUAUCACUGCCUGAAUCCGAGAUUGAGGAAAUCAUGCAAGCAUUAGGCGUAGCGAUAUUAUGUGUAAAUUCAUCCCCCGACGAAAGACCUACAAUGAAAGAUGUGUCUGCAAUGCUCAAAGAAAUCAAGCAUGAAAGAGAGGAGUAUGCAAAGGUUGAUGUGCUCCUCAAAGGCUCUCCCGCAGCCAGUGCUUGCAAAAAUAAUAACGCUACUGGCGUUCCGGCAACAUCAUCAUCGACACCAACAAUGAGAAGUUUGUAUCCAAAUAGCAAUAACACAAGCUUCUCAGCAUCCUCAUUGCUGUAUUCAUCUUCCUCUGAUACCAAAGUGGGAUUUAAGUGA